UAUCAUAUAACAAGCACAUCCCACAAACACUUCUUACAAUAUAUAUGCUAAGAGCAUCUCUUUUGAAAAUGACAAUCCAAAAUAACAUUCGACAUUGAAGAUGCUGGAUUACUGGAAUUUUGUAAUAAAGUUUCGUUGGGUUACAAGAGUAAAUGAUAAAGCUUUCAACGAUAUUUGCUUAUACUAUAAAUUUUGAUAGCCAUGCUUAAAAACUAUAGACCACAGUUGCGAUUGAUCUUUGAUCAGCUUGGCAGACAUCGAAGAAAUUUACCUGAUUUGAGCAGCCAAAAGACGUGUGAUGACUAUAUGAGGUCUUUAUGCAAACAGAACCUUCACCGAGAAGCUCUUGAAGUAUUUGAAUUGUUGGAAGAUAAUACGGAUUUUAGAAUAACUCCCAGCACUUACGCCCAUUUAAUUUGUGCUUGCUCGUCUUUACGAUCUCUUGGACAUGGUAAGAGGAUUCACGAGCAUAUUUUGAUGUCGAAAUGUCAUGUGGACCUUAUUCUCCAGAAUCAUAUCCUCAAUAUGUAUGGAAAAUGCGGGUCACUGAAAGAUGCCAUAGAGGUUUUCGACGCAAUGCCUCAACGAAAUGUGGUUUCUUGGACUUCGAUGAUUUCUGGGUACUCACAAAACGGACGAGAUGAUGAUGCCAUCAAAUUGUAUUUUCAAAUGCUACGAUCUGGUCAUAGGCCAGAUCAAUUCACAUUUGGAAGUAUAAUUAAAGCUUGCUCGGGUAUGGAUGAUGCAUGUUUGGGGAGUCAACUACAUUCCCAUAUCAUUAAAUCUCAAAGUGGCUACCACCUUAUUCCACAAAAUGCCCUUAUUGCUAUGUAUACGAAGUUUGGUCAAAUUAAAGAUGCAUAUAAGGUUUUUUCAUAUAUACGAUCGAAAGAUUUAAUAUCUUGGGGUUCAAUGAUUGCAGGGUUUUCCCAACUUGGUUACGAGUUAGAAGCAUUGCAUCAUUUUAAGGAGAUACUAUGUCAGGAUGCUUACCAGCCGAAUGAGUUCAUAUUUGGCAGUGUUUUCAGUGCUUGUAGCUGCCUCCUUCAACCAGAAUAUGGAAAACAGAUGCAUGGGAUCUGUAUAAAAUUUGGGUUAGGGAGAAAUAUUUUUGCUGGAUGCUCCCUGUGCGACAUGUAUGGGAAAUGUGGGUUAUUAGAGUCUGCAAAAAGAGUAUUUUAUAAUAUAGAUAGGCCGGAUUUGGUGUCUUGGAAUGCAAUUAUUUCAGGUUGUGCUAAUAGUGGAGAUGUCAACGAAGCAAUAUCAUUCUUUACUCAAGCGAGGGGUAUGGGGCUUGUGCCUAAUGAUGUAACUCUGCUUUCCUUACUUUCUGCUUGCACAAGUCCUUUGGCAGUCCAUCAAGGUAGGCAAGUUCAUUCCUAUCUUAUUAAGAUGGGGUUUGACUUAAAUAUUCCUGUCUGCAACACUUUACUAAGCAUGUAUGCAAAGUGUUCAGUUCUCUUUGAUGCCUUUAAAGUAUUUGAAGAUAUAAGAAAUGCUGCUGAUUCUGUUUCUUGGAAUGCCAUUAUGUCAGCAUGCAUGCAGCACAACCAGCCUGGAGAUGUUUUCAGACUAAUGAAGCUAAUGCUUAUUUCUACAAUUAAACCUGAUCAUGUCACUUUAAGUAAUGCAGUUGCAGCCUGUGCUGAAAUAGCAUCUGAAGAGGUGGGGAAUCAAGUUCAUUGCUUUUCUGUGAAAAGUGGGCUUGUGUCCAAUGUUUCGGUGAUCAAUAGCUUGAUUGACAUGUAUACAAAGUGUGGAUCCCUUGAAAAUGCUCAAAAGCUCUUUGAUUUAAUGGAAAAUCCUGAUGUAGUCUCAUGGAGUAGUUUAAUUAUGGGUUAUGCUCAGUUUGGAUAUGGAGAGAAAGCUAUUCAACUCUUCAUAAUGAUGAGGGGUUUGGGUGUAAAGCCAAAUGAAGUUACAUUUGUAGGGGUCCUUACUGCUUGCAGUCAUAUUGGAAUGAUUGAAGAAGGGUGGCAAAUCUAUAGAACAAUGGAAAACAAAUAUGGGAUUGUACCAACAAAAGAGCAUUGUUCUUGUAUGGUUGACUUGCUAGCCCGUGCAGGAUUCUUAAACGAAGCAGAGGAUUUUAUCCAGCAAAUGGAAUUUGAUCCUGAUAUUGUGGUAUGGAAGACUCUGCUUGCAGCCUGUAAGACUCAUGGGAAUGUUGAGUUAGCAAAACAGGCUGCGGAGAAUAUAAUAAAAAUUGAUCCUUUCAAUUCUGCCGCUCAUGUAUUGCUCUGCAGCAUAUAUGCUUCUUCUGGUUGUUGGGGAGAUGUAGCCAGAUUGAGAAACUUUAUGAAAGAAAGGGGUGUUAUGAAAGUUCCUGGUCAGAGCUGGAUUGAAGUUAAGGGAAAUUUCCAUGUGUUUUUGGCAGAGGAUACUCUGCAUCCUGAAAGAGGCAAAAUAUAUGAAAUGCUAGAGGAAUUAUGGUUACAGACGUUGGAUGAUGGUUGUGAUCUAUUUCAGGCGUAGGCUUUAAGUAAAAAGUAGAAGUUAUGUGUCUGUUCAAAAACAUGCAUUAUGAUGCCUGGGUCAUACAGAAAAUUGUAGCUUGAACGGAUUUUCCAUAAAUCAAUCUUGGUAAAGUGAUAUGGGCCUUGCACUUGUUCCAUAGUACAUUAUGGCCUAAUGCGAAUUCGGCAGCCUGAAUGUAGAUAAGAAAUUAGGAAACUCCUUUUUUAUGUUAUUUUGUUCACUUCUCUAUAGAUAUCAUGAUCAUAUGACUUGUGCUAUAUUUCCUUCACAGGUGAGGCUGUUGGAGUAAGAGUAGGCAUACUGGUUGAAUUUGAGUUUGCAGAAGUUAGACAAAUGAUUUCACUGCAAGUCAGGAAGCAGGUUUUAUCAAAUUUUUUCAACCAUAAUUUUAUCGUUCUUAUUAAUUUCUUACUCUGGGGCAAGCUGCAACGGCAGCAGGAACCAAAAAGCUCUACGAGUCUAGUUUUCAUCUGCUUUCCAGUUCGCCCAUUACAGCAGACUGAUAUGGUCCUGGCCAAGGAAUUUUGGGAUUUGUAUACGGAAAAAAGUUUCAAGAUGGACCUUUUUGUUGGUCAAAAUUUGAUUUUGGAUUCCAACUUUUAUUAUCUUUAUGUUGAGGUGGCUUCUUUAUGUCGAUUCUCCUUUUCUCUAAGCACAACACAGACAUACAAACACAAAGGCCACCAGUAUUGAUCUGCGGUCAAAGGUUUUACUGCCAUCUAAGUUGUGCUGAAACACAUCACUGUUUCUUUCAAUUUAUUGUUGCUGCAACCAAGCAGAGUAUCACACUAAUGGCUGCGAGAACCGCAGCUGUUUAUUGAUAAAUCUGUUCUUUGCAUCUGAUUGCUUAUAAAAACUUCCAUUUUCAUGAUUCAUGACCAUUGUAUAUGACCAAUGAGCACUAUGGUGUUGUUCAACAUAACAAGACAUCAUCAGUCUUCAAUGAAAAAUUCUGGUAGAGACUUGGGCCGAACUUCAUCUACCACUGUUUGUGCAGGUGCUUCACUCUAGGCGGAACGCUUAUUUACCGAUGCAUUUUUACAUUUCACAGCUUCGGCAGAUCGCUUAACAAAAGAAUGUUCAAUUAUUUUUACUAUUAUUAUUAUUAUUAUUUUUGUUUUUUUUGGUGAAAACAAAGGAGAAGAUCAAUUCCAUAAAUAAUAAAAAUCAGUGAAGGGAAAUUCACUGAAAUUGAAUAAAUCGUCAAUAUUGUACCAAGAAUGUGUUUAGAUUACCACUGAAUUAGUAUAGUUAUCUUAUAUGCCAUUCUCCUCAAUGAAUGACAUUGAGGAUUAUAUGAAUAGACCACAAGCUUAUAUAAGCUAUAAACUUUGUCUGCCUUUGUUGAGGUUUCAGACUUCGAUAAAUUUUUACUACAACAUCCAACCAUCUUCCUAACCAACUCUUCGGCAGAAGCUAUUUAGAUAAAUCAGCAUCACUAGACCAUUAGUAUUCAAAAUUUACCCGUAAUAAAAGUAGUACUGUAGUAUAAGGCCUGGAGGACUUAAAUUAAUAUCUAAAUUAACAUGUAGCCAAUGGCCAAAAAAAUGUUAAAUACCAUCUGAUUUGUAAACACCUUCAGGGGGCGGGAAUGUGCCAUUGGUGCAAUCUAGUUUUACUCGAGGAAGCCGAGUCAAUUUUGAGAUUACCAGUUGGUAGUCUUGACAAAGAGGAUAUAUUGUGUUGGCAUUAUACCAACUCUGGAGUUUAUUCUGUCGACUCAGGCUACUGGGUUGCUCGUAUGACGGGUGGGGGAGCUCUUAGAGGAGGUUCGAGUGCAGGAACAGAGCAAAACUGAUGGUGUGCAAUCUGGCACUUAUAGGUGCCCAACAAGCGAGGAGAAGAAUCAAUUUUCCAGGUUUUAUGGAGCUGCUUCAUUGUUAAGGGCGUUUGACAAAGUGUUAUUUUUUUGGUUGAGUUGUGGAAACUACAGUUCUACUCUUUCCAGGACUUAUUUCGGGCUGUAGCAAGCAGGUUGACAAGUUUUCAACCGGAAAGAUUUGUGUAUCUUUGUUGGGGUCUUUGGAACAGAUGCAAUGAAUGUAUCUAUGGUGAGUUUGCCAAGUCUGGUGCGCAGUUAUGUGACAGUAUUGCUGGUUUACGUAUAGAUUAUAAUGCAGCUAUACUGU
This is a messenger RNA of Ziziphus jujuba (common jujube), 4607 nucleotides long. Its product is annotated as pentatricopeptide repeat-containing protein At3g53360, mitochondrial. Gene Ontology annotation, molecular function: RNA binding; protein binding. Gene Ontology annotation, biological process: RNA modification. Bases 202 to 2475 code for a protein of 757 amino acids. The transcript is spliced from 5 exons. NCBI's taxonomy places the organism in Eukaryota, Viridiplantae, Streptophyta, Magnoliopsida, Rosales, Rhamnaceae. The record is from RefSeq and is a predicted model, not a curated record.